AGAGAGAGAGAGAGCGAGAGAGAGAGAGAGAGAGAGAGAGAGAGAGAGAGAGAGCAUAAAAUGGGCAGAAGAUAAGCUUAUUUAAUUACCAAGAAAGCAUGGGCUUUUCUGCUAUAUCUUAAUUCUUAUCCAUCAGUACCUUUUUUUCUCCCAAGAAAGAAAGAAUAGAAGAAAAAAAAACACAGCCUUUGUUUUUUAAUUUUUGUUGUAAAUGGCAUCCAUUGGUAUUAUUACUGCUUCCAUACAAAGAGCUUGCACCAAGAAACUAUCAACUCAGGCGACAACCGGACGCGCUUUACGAACAACUCAUACAGCAGCCAAUGUUGUCGUUCCGAAAUUAUCCGAAAAAACCGACAACUCUCAUCAUUCUCAAUUACUUACCAGUCACAAUCCAAAGGAACUCGAACAUGGAAUCCACCACCCCGAGAAUCCAGAUGAACAAUUAUCAAAUUCAGAUCGGAGAUUUUCUGACGAGAGAUGGAAAAACGGGACAUGGGAUCUCAACAUGUUCGUGAAAAACGGUAGAAUGGACUGGGAUUCUGUCAUUGUAGCAGAAGCAAAGAGAAGAAAAAUUCUUCAAGUGUAUCCAGAAUCAUCGGUAAACGAAGAGCCAGUGCUAUUUCGAAGCUCUAUAAUACCGUGGUGGGCUUGGAUCGUUCGUUCUCAUCUUCCUGAAGCAGAGCGGCUAAAUGGACGAGCUGCGAUGGUGGGAUUUUUCAUGGCGUAUUUUGUGGAUGGUUUGACGGGGCUGGAUUUGGUGGGGCAAACUGGGAAUUUUGUUUGUAAGGCAGCACUUUUAGUCACGAUUGUUGGGGUGCUCGUUUUUCGGAGGAAAGAAGAUGUUGAGAAUAUACGAAAGCUUGUCGAUGAGGCUACUUUUUACGACAAGCAAUGGCAGUCGUCGUGGCAAGAUCCGGAUGCUUUAAAAGAACAAAUUAUUAUUAGCAAGAAAAAGUGACCAUUCAGCUACAUUUCUGUUAUUUUGUAUGUUUUGCUAACACAAUUGCAAAUGUAGACAUAAUCAACAAAACUACACCGUUUUGUGUUUUUUGGUGGAACAAAAUAUUGACAGAUUA
This is a messenger RNA of Erythranthe guttata (spotted monkey flower), 1076 nucleotides long. Its product is annotated as light-harvesting complex-like protein 3 isotype 1, chloroplastic. The record is from RefSeq and is a predicted model, not a curated record. NCBI's taxonomy places the organism in Eukaryota, Viridiplantae, Streptophyta, Magnoliopsida, Lamiales, Phrymaceae.